Messenger RNA from Oreochromis niloticus (Nile tilapia), 2456 nucleotides. RefSeq names its product guanine nucleotide-binding protein G(olf) subunit alpha. Gene Ontology annotation, molecular function: GTP binding; G protein-coupled receptor binding; G-protein beta/gamma-subunit complex binding. The transcript has 12 exons. Bases 501 to 1652 code for a protein of 383 amino acids. Gene Ontology annotation, cellular component: heterotrimeric G-protein complex; cytoplasm. Gene Ontology annotation, biological process: adenylate cyclase-activating dopamine receptor signaling pathway; sensory perception of chemical stimulus. The record is from RefSeq and is a predicted model, not a curated record. NCBI's taxonomy places the organism in Eukaryota, Metazoa, Chordata, Actinopteri, Cichliformes, Cichlidae.
AGUGUUUCCUCCUUUAAAUGAAAUGUCUACUUUGCAAGUAUUGCAAGUUGCCCUGUUGUCAUCCGUUCUUGUAAAGUAUAACCAAUCUUUUGAGCGUAUGAGCCGCUUAGGCGCCCUGUCAGGUAAAUGACGCUCCGCAACGUGGUGAUGUCAUUCGGGGUGACUGGAAUCGAUAAGGGAAUCAUUUGCAAAAAUGGCAAACAAUUCCAAGGAAUUGAAAGAGUGAAAACCGGUUCUCAACAAGAACCGGGUUUCGAUACCCAUCCCUAGCCAGGUUGUCAGCCAACAGCCAAAAACAUGAGUGAAAAAGCAGGCAAAGAAGAACUUCCUUAAAGCCUGAAAAACGACUGCUCAAGAGCACUUUAAAAGUCACAAGGAAGUCGAGCUCCUUGGAAGUAUAAAAAAAAAAAAACAGAGGUGGCUCAAGAAUUUUACACACAUUAAAAAAAAAACAUAGAUGCGCUGUGUGGUGGGUCUUGGUCAGGUUCUUACUGGUUUCUAUGGUUCCAGUUGAGAUGGGCUGUCUGGGCGGCAAAACGGAUGAAGAACGACUGGAUGAAAAGGCAAAGAGAGAAGCAAAUAAGAAGAUCGAGAAGCAGCUGCAGAGGGAACGACAGACGUACAAAGCUACACACAGACUCUUACUGUUGGGUGCAGGAGAAUCGGGUAAAAGCACCAUUGUCAAACAGAUGAGGAUUCUUCAUGUGGACGGCUUUAAUGCUGAGGAGAAGCAGCAAAAGGUUCAGGACAUCAGGAAGAACGUGAAGGAUGCCAUCGUGACAAUUGUGUCAGCUAUGACUAUUCUGGCUCCGCCCAUUCCCCUGGGUAACCCUGGUAACCAGUUCAGAGCGGACUACAUCAAGAGCAUCGGUCCUCUGUCUGACUUUGAAUACACCGAGGAGUUCUUUGAGCAUGCUCAGAAGCUGUGGGAGGACGACGGUGUGAAGGCGUGCUUUGAGCGUGCCAAUGAAUAUCAGCUGAUUGACUGCGCUCAGUACUUCCUGGAUCGGCUGGACUCAGUCCGGAGGCCCGAUUACUCACCCACCGAUCAGGACCUGCUGCGCUGCAGAGUUCUGACUUCCGGGAUUUUUGAAACCAGGUUUCAGGUGGACAAAGUCAACUUCCAUAUGUUUGAUGUAGGAGGACAGCGGGACGAACGCAGAAAGUGGAUUCAGUGCUUCAACGAUGUGACCGCCAUCAUCUUUGUGGCAGCGAGCAGCAGCUACAACAUGGUGAUCCGCGAGGACAACUCCACCAAUCGGCUGCGAGAAUCUCUGGACCUCUUCAGAUCUAUCUGGACCAACAGGUUCCUGAAGACGAUUUCAGUGAUUCUCUUCCUGAACAAACAGGAUGUUCUUGCUGAGAAGAUUCUGGCUGGAAAGUCGAAGCUGGAGGAUUAUUUCCCAGAAUAUAACAACUACCAGCUUCCUGCUGAUGCGGUUCCAGACAAUGAUGAAGACCCCAAAGUGAUGAGGGCCAAGUUCUUCAUCAGAGAUGAGUUUCUGAGGAUCAGUACGGCGAGCGGUGACGGCAAACAUUACUGCUACCCUCACUUCACCUGUGCUGUUGACACCGAGAACAUCCGCCGUGUCUUCAACGACUGCCGUGACAUCAUCCAGCGGAUGCACCUGCGGCAGUACGAACUGCUCUGAUUGACUGCUGGGCGCUGCCUGGCUCCGCCCACUCUGAAGAAGCCAAUAAGUAAUCGAUGCAGAUAGCCAAUCAAUGCUUAUAGCGUAUAUGAUAUUUAUUAGUGAUUAUUGAUUAGGACAGACUCUUAUUAGCUGUGUGUUCCAUGUGCUUUAUGUCCUGCAGGGCAUUAUGGUCAGAAUUUUAGCCAUGGCAGCAAUGUGUCAUGUGGGAGGAGGUGGAGUCUGGAAAUCCAUUUUUACAUGUUUUUUGUGUUAUCUUUACCAUGAUUGGCUGAUCCAUUUGAAUAAUUAAACGCCUUUGUUUACCUGUGAACUCGGGGUCAAAGGUCAGUCUUUAUUCUGAAGCUGCUCAAAUGUUUUUAUUUGUUAUUCAGAGAGUUAAGUGUUUAACUUGUGUGUCCUGGCUCCGCCACGGUAACCUAUAGACUCACGAUUCAUGUCCACAACAGAUGGAAUAUCAUGUGAAAUCAAGCGACUCAGUCUUCAAAACUGAUUUCCAAAUUAAAAUUCAGGGAUUUUUCUACCACCCUUAAAAAACCUGUUUACAUUUUAAGAGCUUCACGUUGUUGAUUUCAUGCUAAAAAAUCCCUGGAGUGCCGCGGCUAUGGCUGCAGCCUAUCCGCAGUUCAGGAUACAAGCAUUUCACUACAUGUUUACUAUAUGUUGUACUGUGUAUGUGACAAAUAAAAUUUGUAUCUGUGUCUGAUAAAAGGCUGGAAAUAGAACGAUAGUGGCGUUCACGAGAAUGGAACAUCAAAGAUAAAAAAUGUUUGACGUUUACAACCUGUCUGUGUUUUUCCAACA